Molecule: messenger RNA, 284 nt
Organism: Candidula unifasciata
Lineage: Eukaryota; Metazoa; Mollusca; Gastropoda; Stylommatophora; Geomitridae
Source: the annotation of a GenBank genome assembly
AGGAAAGAACUCUAGGAUGGGACUGCUGGGGGGCCCAGGUCAAAAAGGAAAGAACUCUAGGAUGGGACUGCUGGGGGGCCCAGGUCAAAGAAGAAAGAACUCUAGGAUGGGACUGCUGGGAGGCCCAGGUCAAAGAAGAAAGAACUCUAGGAUGGGACUGCUGGGGGGCCCAGGUCAAAGAGGAAAGAACUCUAGGAUGGGACUGCUGGGGGGCCCAGGUCAAAAAGGAAAGAACUCUAGGAUGGGACUGCUGGGGGCCCAGGUCAAAGAAGAAAGAACUCUAG